AUGGUCGUGCGCCGUGAGAAAAACAGCUUUGGCAAGCACAUCCAGGCGCAGACCAUCCCCGAGUGGUCCGCUCACUACAUGAGCUACAAGGGUCUCAAAAAGAUAAUCAAAGAGCUCAACGCACCGCUCUCGCCCGGCGUCAACCCGACCGAGGCAUCGAAGCGGCGGCUGCAGACAGUCAAAGCCGCAUUUUUCUUCCAAGUCGACCGUGAGCUCGAAAAGGUCAACCUAUUCUACUUGCGGAAGGAGGCCGACGCCAAGGUGCGGCUAAAGUCGCUCAUCGAAAAGCAAAAGUCUCUCAUUGCACGUGGCCCACGCAACCGCAUAUCCACGAUCCGCGCGCUGCGCGAGGCUUUUAUACACUCGAGGCACGACCUGGAUAAGUUGCAGAAUUUCGUGGAGAUUAACGGCACUGGCUUCAGGAAGAUAUUGAAAAAGUGGGACAAGCGGUCAAAGUCGUCGACGAAGGAGCUAUACUUGGCGAGACAGGUGGACGUGCAGCCAUGCUUUAACCAGGAUGUAAUUGCUGAGUUCUCGGAUACUGUAACAAAGUGCCUCAGUGAGCUGGAGCAUGUGCUGGAGGAGGACACUGAACUUAUGGCGCCGACCGCCAUGCCCAGCCAGCGCGACCUGGUGCCGUCACCCGCAUUCCGCUCUGCACUCUAUCCGCACAUCCUGACGCCGACGCAAGCGCAGCCACAGCCAGAGCUUAAUGUCCAGGAGCAGGAGCAGGGGCAGCAGCUACAGACUGAUCUGUCUGCGCCCAGUAGUGAUGCCACCGGAAAGUUCCCGAGCUUUUUCCGGCGUACUAGCACUACAUUCCUGAUUGACGGUGGCCUGGCUAGCAACAUUCAAAUCGACCGGAUGGAGGCAGAGCUUUUUUACGCGCUGCUGCUGGACUCUACACAAAUUGCAAAGGACAUGUUGGCCACUCUGGUAGCCCAUCAAACUGGGGUGGCCAAACUGUGCGUGACCCGCGUCCUUUGGCGGGCCUGCUCUGAGCUCAAGGACGAAGACAAGCGGCAGCUGCUCCUUAACACGGGGAUGGUGGAUUUUCAAUCGGCCGAUGACAUCAACGAGCGCACACUCGCGCAUGAGGCAGCGAUCCACGGCUCCGCGUGCAUUCUUCGGGCUGCCGUGGCCGCUGGCGUUGACGGCGACAAGGCAGAUUACUAUGGGCGGCGCCCGAUGCAUUACGCGGCGAUCAACGGCCACGCGGCAUGCAUCGAGUAUCUGCUCAACCAGGGCUGCUACAGCGUGACGGCGACUGACGAUGAUGGCGACCGGGCAUUUGACUAUGCAAUUUCCAACGGACAUGCAGAUUGCGUGCAGCUGCUCAUUUCUCAUGACCGCAGCGUAAUCACUGAGGAUGUCCUGGACUACCCUGUGCUCCUCCUCGCUUGCGAGAAGGGCCACGACAACAUUGUGACGCUUCUUUUGGAGGCGGGGUCUGAAAUCAUGGCCAACUCGCAGGGUGUGCAUCCGGCCCAUGUUGCGGCCAGAACGGGGUCGGUUAAUAUUUUACGCUUGUUGCUUGAGCACGGCGCGCCGGUUGAUGUGGCCGACAAGGAUCUAGGGUGGACACCAGUGUUUUAUGCGGCAAGCGAGGGUAACAUCGGCUGCAUCCGUAUCCUGGUGGACGCUGGAUGCGAUCUGGGGGUGACGGAUGAGAACAACCGGCCGCCGGUGUACUAUGCAGCCUAUGAGGGUCAUUUGGAUAGCGUCGAUCUUUUGCUUGAGGCGGCCAGCAGAAGCACUGUGGCGAGUCGCCGCGCGGACGGCGAGGCCACUGAUGUUGCCAGCGUGCUCCCCACUGUCGAAGAGCAGGAGCAGAUCCAGCUCCAGACGCAGACAGGUGGCGACGGAAACGAUGACAUGGCAGAGUUGGAUCUCGACGGCAUUCCGUCACUCUCGUUGCCGCCGCCUUUAAUCCCGUUCCGCGUCUACGGCCACAAUUUCUUGGGCAAGCGCACGCAAAUCCAGAUCCGCAUGAUGUCUCGGCGAGGCAUGGACAGGCAGCCGGUAACGUUCUUCGAUGACUGUGACAUGAUGUCGUUAAAGCUAGUCGUAAUGGCCAAGCCAGAUGCCGGCAUGGUGCCACAUACCGUGAUGCUGCCGCUGGAGUCGACCAGCACGACGUUUGGGUUCCAGACCGACGACUCGACGAAAUUCCGGCUCGAGUUUUUCCUGUAUCCGAGCUUUGGUCUGCAGCCCAUCGGGAAGGCUGUGGCGCUGCCUAGCUUGUUCAACAGUGGGUCGUCUAGCAGCAGCAGCAACAGCAGCGGUAUUGCGCGGCUGCCGCUGCUUGACCGGUAUCUUAAACUGGUGGCUGAAGUGACAUUUGAGUUCCUUGUUGUGCGGCCGUUCGAGGGCGCGCAGCUGCAGAUCGGCGGCAAGGUUGAGACAUACUGGAAG
Messenger RNA from Kickxella alabastrina, 2415 nucleotides. Its product is annotated as ankyrin repeat-containing domain protein. The record is from RefSeq and is a predicted model, not a curated record. The annotation marks the transcript as partial. Gene Ontology annotation, molecular function: protein binding. The transcript is spliced from 2 exons. NCBI's taxonomy places the organism in Eukaryota, Fungi, Kickxellomycota, Kickxellomycetes, Kickxellales, Kickxellaceae.